AUGUCUAAACGUAACAAAGUUGCAAGUAAAGUUAUAGCUAACUUGAUGAUAUUUCACCACCAUCAGAACAGCAACUCUCAAGUUUCCUCUUUCAAAAUUCCUAGACACUACGAAUUCAGUUGCAGUAAUAGUCCAGCUAUCCACAUGAGCAACGGCAAACAGAAAAUGCGCGGUGUCAACUCAACUGUGGUGGAGGAAGGCGAUAUAACCACGGUUAGUGCAGUACAUAAACUGUUAGAAAUGUUGAAUAACGAAGUGAUUACCGAAGGUGGUGGCUCAACUAUACCUUCACCUUAUUUACCAGGAUUUGGGUAUGGACUUAGUCCUAUGGUAAGACAACUGAGAAUAACAGAUUCUCCAUUUCCAUUGAGAGAUAACGGUGCCAACGAAAGUGAAUGCCAUGUAGAUGAAGAUGCUGAAGAGUUUAUUGAAAGAUUUUAUGAACAGUUGAGGUUGCAGAAAAAUAAGAUGCCGUACUGCUGA
Papaver somniferum (opium poppy) is the source of this 483-nucleotide messenger RNA. RefSeq lists its product as uncharacterized. Bases 1 to 483 code for a protein of 160 amino acids. The record is from RefSeq and is a predicted model, not a curated record. Lineage: Eukaryota; Viridiplantae; Streptophyta; Magnoliopsida; Ranunculales; Papaveraceae. The transcript has a single exon.